GAUCCGUGCCAUUAAAAAUAUUCCGGUUUUAAAAUAUGCCACGAGCAUUUACAUAUUUGAAUCCAUGCCAUAUAAUUUACACAUAUUCAAGAUAUGCCACUACCUACCUCUUAGAUGCAUUUACGAAAAAAUGUGGACCAAAUUGCCCUUGUUUCCUUCUUCCUUUUUCUCCCCUUCUUUCUUCCACAGCUCAGAGACCAGUGAUGCUUAGUGUCGGCAGCAGCAAGCACAACCAGCGAUAAACAUACGAGUGUUGCAGUCAUUGUCUCCUCCCUCUCCAGCGUUAUUUUGCACGCGACAUCUGCAUCUCCCUCCACCUCACACUGCCGUUAGGGGGACGCCUGCGACUGCAGCGCUAUCUCCACCUCGGGGCUCCGCACCCUCGCCGCGGCCGCCGCCUGCUGCUGCUGCUGCUACUGGGGGACGCCUGCGACGGCGACGGGCACACGGAGUGCAGUGUUGCGGUUGCGACGGCGGCGGCUGAGGCGACUAGGGCAGCGACUGCUGGAAUCGGAUGGGCUCGAGCAGCGAGGGCGAUGGCGGCAGCGAUAGAGCAAGUUGUGGCUCACAACGGCGAGGACGGCGGCGGAGAGAGCGGAGAGAACGGAGCGGCGGUGGAGCAAGAAAGCAGCGGGAAGAGAGAGGUAGAAGACGAGGGAAGAGAGAGAGCUCUCGUCGUGUGAAGUGGAAUGAAGACAACCUGUAUGAGAUUGAAUCAAAUAAACCUGUUAGGCAGAAGAUAACUGAGCCUAAGACACCAUAUCACCCUAUGGUAGAUGAUGAUGGGUCAUUGUCACCAACGCGUCCUUUUGACAAGUGUCUGGAUGAGACUGUUAAUGCUGAAGCUAUUUUAACUGCUUUAAAUGGUGUGGCUUCUUCAAGCAAAACUGAUCCAAAGGAUGAUGGUUGGGCAUCCUCAGAUGAUGAUGCAGAUGCCAUGGAACAAGAUGAUGAUCCAGAAGCUGAAAAGUCAAGACUGAGUUUCAAGGAACAUCGUCGUGCUCACUAUGAUGAAUUCCUCAAGGUGAAGGAGCUGAUGCGCUCCGGAUCGCUGAUUGACGAUGAGGCUGAUGAGGAUGAUAGAGGUGCAAAAGGCAGCCAAGCCAAAGCUGUAGGAAAGAAGCCAGCAGGCUGUGACAGCACACCCCCACCGCAAACAUGAAGCAAUGAAGUUACCGUUCCUUUUUCCCUGUUGUUUGCUAAGCUAGGAAAAGCUCAACAUAGCAGAAGCAUGUGGUUUGUCUAAAUUGUGUGAAGCAUGCUUUGCCUGUGUGUUAGAUCCUUGUAUUCAAAAUCAGAUGUGCAUCCUGUAAACGACGCAUGCCAUUCAUCUUCCCUUUGUGUUUAAGAUCUUGAUGUACCUAGAAUGGCUUUGAUUUAGUUUGAGUUGCCUAGCUACAUUUACUUGCUGAACGGUGAGCUCCUUUGCAUGUUCAUUUGAGACUAUUUAUCAAGAGCUGAUACUCAAACCACAUAUUGGAUAAGGCCAGAUAUGGCAAGAUAUGGCCUUGAUUUGUUUCA
This is a messenger RNA of Oryza sativa Japonica Group (Japanese rice), 1521 nucleotides long. RefSeq names its product protein phosphatase inhibitor 2. Lineage: Eukaryota; Viridiplantae; Streptophyta; Magnoliopsida; Poales; Poaceae. Gene Ontology annotation, biological process: regulation of signal transduction. The record is from RefSeq and is a predicted model, not a curated record. Gene Ontology annotation, molecular function: protein phosphatase inhibitor activity.